Penicillium riverlandense is the source of this 1023-nucleotide messenger RNA. RefSeq names its product Short-chain dehydrogenase/reductase SDR. The transcript is spliced from 2 exons. Gene Ontology annotation, biological process: secondary metabolic process. Bases 1 to 1023 code for a protein of 340 amino acids. NCBI's taxonomy places the organism in Eukaryota, Fungi, Ascomycota, Eurotiomycetes, Eurotiales, Aspergillaceae. The record is from RefSeq and is a predicted model, not a curated record.
AUGGUCUCCCUACCCGAGGUCCAGGCCUCAAAUGCCCAGAUCGCGACAUCCCUGCCGCCCGGUCUUGUCGCGGUCUUCGUCGGAGCCACCAGCGGGAUCGGCGAGACUGCUCUCAAGGAAUUUGCACGGAAUGCUCGUCAACCUCGUGUGUAUUUCGUCGGCCGCUCGCAAGACGCAGGCAAUCGCAUCACAGCCGAAUGCCGCCAACUAAACCCGGAGGGCGAGUUUAUCUUCAUCAAGGCGGAUUGCAGUCUCAUCAAGGCGGUGGAUGAGGUCUGUCGCGAGAUCAAGGACAAGGAGAAUGCCAUCAAUCUGCUCUUCCUCAUUAGUUUUGAUGUUAAUGAGGCCCCCCCAGAAACAUCGGAGGGCAUGCAUGUCCCCAUUGCUGUCGCAUACUAUGCCCGCACACGAUUCGCACUCAACCUCCUCCCACUCCUGCGCCAGGCCACUAGCCUCCGACGUGUCGUCAGCGUACUGGCAGGCGGCAAAGAAGGCGCCAUACAUCCCGAAGACUUCCAAAGUAGGAAGCUUUCGCUCCUGACCAUGCGCGCGCACCUCGUCUCCAUGACAGAUCUGGCGCUCGAGGCAUUGGCCCAACGCGCCCCGGAAGUGAGUUUCGUCCACUCCUACCCCGGUGCCGUGAAGACGGGAAUAGGCAAAGACGUCGACAGCAUCCUCGUGAGCAUCAUGGGCGCCUUCAUGUUUCUCUUCGGGUGGCUGUUCUGCAUUCCGAUCAAGGAGUCCGGCGAGCGGCAUCUGUUCCUGGCGACGAGUGCGAAAUAUCCCGCCCGUGGGGCGGAUAAGCCCAUCAAGGCAGUUCCUGUGUCGGGCGAUGUUCAAAUAGCCGUGGGCACGGACGGGGAGAGUGGUAGUGGGGUGUAUAGUGUCAACUGGGAUGGAGAAGGCACCAAAGCCAAGGUUGUGGGUAUUCUGGGGAAACUCCGCCAACAGGGAAUGGACACGCAGGUGUGGGAGCACACGGUGGGCGAAUUCAGACGGAUUACCGGGGUUGGAGAGUAUUAA